AUGAGUGAAGAUUAUGUACAGUGGGAUGUUCAUGCAACAGCGGAUGUUUUUACACCCCGUAUGGAAUAUGAUGACCCGCUUCAACAGUUUAAUGAGUCAGAGACACAGUAUUACGCACCGUAUAAUACACAUAAUACUACAAAUGCAAACCAUGUUGUUGUAACAACACCACCUCUUCCUCCAAUUAUACCUUCUUCUUCACCAAUUCUUGAUUCGUUGGAUUCUUUACCUAGCAGAGCAACACCCACACCCACACUACCACCACCGACAGUAUCAGCACCAGUGUCAAUACCUUCAAGCUCAGCAACACCUAUCCCAGAUACCAUUGACGAAAUAUUACCCAUGAAGAUCAUUAUUAGUGAUCCAAAGAAACAUCAAGAUGGAGCUCAGGGCGUCUACGUCACUUAUCUUGUUACAACAGCAACUUCGGUAGAAACCUUUAGUUCAAGUAAACCAAGACCGAAAAAUGAUCAAAGAGCGCAAACACGUAUUAUUCCACCUUCUGCAACAUUAUUUGAAUCCAUUGGUGAUACACUGAUAAAUGCCUUUGCAAAGAUUAAAAAACCCGACGAAAAAUUCGAAGAAAUGAAGGAGAUGGUGGGUAAAUUAGAAGACAAUUUAAACAUAGUUGAGCGGUUAUACAUGAGAAUCAACAAGAGACAACAAGAUUUACAAAAUGAUUAUGCAAAUUUCGCCAGUAGUAUUCAAGGAUUAUCAGCCUUGGAAGCCAAUAUUACCAACUCACUUCACCAAUUUGCAGAAUCAUCCAAAGCUUAUUCACAAGCCAUGAAAGAAAUGACCGAAAAGGAAGAGCUUCAAUUCUUAAAUGCAAUUCAUGAACUAUUAGCCUAUUGUAACGCUGCCAAGGAAGUAUUAAAGGCAAGGGAUCAAAAACAAUUAGAUUUCGAAGAAUUGUCGGGGUAUUUGCAUCAGACGAUUCAGGAACGAGAAAGAAUACAACAUCCCGAGAGAAAAUAUAGUCAACGUAGUGGCGGAUUACACAUUACUGAAUAUGUCACCGACAAAUACAACGACUUCAUUGGUGUCAAUCGGGAGACAUUAAGGCGUGAUAAAUUACGUAAAUUGUAUGACCGAGUUGCCGAGUUACAAGGCGAGGUUGGUAGAACAAAUGAUGAAUCCAAUGGAUUUUCUAUGCAGGUCAUGAAGGAGUUUGAUGUAUUUCAAAAGACAAAGACUUUAGAGUUGAAACAAGGCUUACUUGCAUAUGCUGACUGUCAUAUUGCAUUCUUCCAAAAGGGUACCGAGAUCUGGGAAAAAGUUUUACCUGUAUUAGAAAGCAUCGAUGGUGUCAAGGGUGAUGGUCCUGUACAAACCUAA
This is a messenger RNA of Mucor mucedo, 1338 nucleotides long. RefSeq lists its product as uncharacterized. NCBI's taxonomy places the organism in Eukaryota, Fungi, Mucoromycota, Mucoromycetes, Mucorales, Mucoraceae. The coding region runs from base 1 to 1338 and encodes 445 amino acids. The transcript is spliced from 8 exons. The record is from RefSeq and is a predicted model, not a curated record.